CUGCUUAGCUUAGCUUGCCAGCAUUAGCAGCAGAUAGCGAAUGGAAGCGUUGUAGGUACAUGCAGAAAAGUGCAGGUUGCCGUUUCUUGUACGACAUAAAUUAAAUUAACCAUUUUAGUUAUAAUUUUAAAUUUAUAUGUUUGAUGUAAUUUCAAUGACGUAAAGAAUGAUGCGUCUUAUGAAAUUAACUCUGUGUUUUUACAUCGUUUUUUGUGCACUGAGCACCAAAGCUGAUGACAAUCAAGUUUCAUUAACCAAACUCGGCACAAAAACAGGACCAACGUUAAAAUUCUUUUAUUGUUAUUCCUGCGGAUAUAGAAAAAUCUUUGAAGAAUAUGUCAGUGUUCUACGACAAAAAUAUCCAGAAUUACAAAUUGAUGGAGAAAACUAUAAUCCCCCUGGAUAUAAUAUGCUCAUUGCUAAAAUACUAGGUCUUGCUAAAAUUUCACUAAUAGCUCUAAUAAUAAGUGGAUUUCAUCUGGGACAACCACUGCCAUUCCUUUGGCAAUGGUGCAUAGACAAUCGAUUCUAUUCGUGUAUGGUGAUAUUUUUCAUUUGUAAUGUAAUAGAAGGACAUAUCAUAUCAUCAGGAGCAUUCGAAAUACAUUUCAAUGAUGUUCCUGUAUGGUCCAAACUUGAGACUGGUAGAAUACCACAGCCAUUUGAACUUUUCCAAAUAAUAGAUACUAAUUUGAAUAUGCAAUAUACAGAUGUAGAUAUAGGAUAGAUUAAUUUUAAUGAAAAAUCCAAUGACAUUUUUAUUUCUACCAAAUGUUAAUUACUAUGGUUAUAAAGCAUGCGUUUUUGCAUCUCUAUGAAUGUUGAACACAUACUCUCGUUUCCAUGUUUCGCAUAUGUGUUUUAUUAUAAAUCCAAUCCUGCUAUGGAUAUCAGAUUUUAGUUGAGACGAUGCGUACGAGAUAGAGUCGUCCGUGCGAGCGAAACUGCAAUAAAAUCUUUUCACAUUGCGCAAGGACAUUUUUAAUUUUCCAUCCUAAUUUAAGAAUUGGGAAAGAAAAUAAACAAUGCUGUGUAAAAUCAAAAGUACAAAUAAAACACAAAUGAUUCCUUUCCUUUC
Molecule: messenger RNA, 1078 nt
Organism: Colletes gigas
Lineage: Eukaryota; Metazoa; Arthropoda; Insecta; Hymenoptera; Colletidae
Gene: SelT
Product: thioredoxin reductase-like selenoprotein T homolog CG3887
Exons: 4
Coding region: 167-727 (186 amino acids)
Biological process (GO): cell redox homeostasis
Cellular component (GO): endoplasmic reticulum membrane
Molecular function (GO): thioredoxin-disulfide reductase (NADPH) activity
Source: RefSeq, a predicted model, not a curated record